AUGGCCUCCCGAAGAAAGGCGGUACCACAAACCGAAUCUAGGACAAACGAGACGACACAACUUCAUGAACCAGCGGACCCUCAGAUUGCACGUUAUAGCCUCUCCGACGCACCCACCGCACAUAACAGCUCCAACGACUCAACCGACUACCUUGUGCAGCAAAAUCAAACGAAUGCACGACCUAUUGGUCAAACAGAUCCCUUCCAAGAGGUUGCGUCUUCUGUCCACGGCCACUCAGCGUCUAUGCAGUCGUCCGACCACUCUUCCGCCCACUCUUCUGCAGGUGGAUAUACGCCAUACCAGCCGGGCCAAUACCUCGCACCUAUAAUGACAGGAGAAACACUUCAGCUUGUAUCGGAAACUGCGCUAUCAUCUUCGACACACUCGGACCCAUUCUACGACCCUACCACGCCUUUAUCAUCAUUACCUACACCACUGGCUGCUGUCGAACCUGGAGGACAUCCCUACAAUAAUGACCAACCAUACCACGCACCCCCGCACUUAGAUCAAUCAUACCUCUCAACUUACGACCGUGAACUUUCCGCCGGGGAAGUAGAUCACUUCCGUCACGACACAGAAGCCUAUGCGUCCGGAAACUAUUCGCGAGUGUCAUACCGCCCACCACGUUCACGUUCCCCGACGCCCGCAGUUGAUGAUGAAGACUACUACGUUGUCGGUAACGAAUCAGUUCACUAUACUGGCCAACCCGAGCACCGCUACUCCUAUGAUCAUGAGAAGGCCGCCCUCGGACACGAUUAUGCCGCGGAGACGUCAUACUAUUCUGAGCGUGGAUAUCUUCCCAAUGGCCAGGCAGUUGUAUUUGAUCCUGAACCAGAGACACCUACAUCAACGUUUUAUUCAUUACCUCCCGAAACACCACUCGAGACGCGUCACUUUGGUCCUGCACCCACUGGUCGUGUUCUGCGCAGGAAUAAGACGAAACGAAAAGUGCAACUGACGAAUGGUAACCUUGUCGUUGACCUUGAUGUACCGCCCAAACUCGUUCUUCCCAGGCGUGGCGAACCGGAGACCAUGAAAACGAGAUACACUGCUGUCACUUGUGAUCCAGACGACUUUGAGAAGAAAGGCUUCUUCUUGAGGCAAAACGAGUGGGGCCGACGAACAGAACUAUUCAUUGUAAUAACCAUGUAUAAUGAAGACGAAAUCUUAUUUUGUAGGACUUUAUAUGGAGUUAUGCGGAAUAUCUCCCAUUUAUGCACGAGGAAGAAUUCUCAAACUUGGGGACCUAACGCUUGGGAGAAGGUCGUAGUUUGUAUAGUUGCGGAUGGCCGAAAGAAAGUCCAUCCUCGCGUUCUCGAUUGCUUGACUCUUCUCGGCGUCUACCAGCCAGGAGAUCACAUGAAGAACAAGGUCAACGAAAAGGAGGUUACAGCCCACUUGUUCGAAUACACAACCUCCUUUGCGCUAGAUCCACACCUGCACUUCAAGUACCCUGACAAGGGGAUUGUCCCUACGCAAAUCAUCUUUUGCAUGAAGGAAAAGAAUCAAAAGAAGAUUAACAGUCAUAGAUGGUUCUUCAAUGCGUUUGCCCCAAUGCUCCAGCCCAACGUCUGUGUUUUGCUGGAUGUCGGUACUCGACCAGGGAACAACAGUAUCUACCGGCUGUGGAAAGCAUUUGAUGUCAACUCAAGUGUGGCGGGAGCUUGUGGUGAAAUUGCGGUUUACAAGGGAAAGAAUUGGUCGUUACUCCUCAACCCCCUGGUGGCAGCACAGAACUUUGAGUACAAGAUCAGCUGUAUUUUGGACAAGCCCACGGAGUCAAUGUUCGGUUAUAUCAGUGUCUUGCCCGGAGCGUUCUCGGCGUACCGUUAUAUCGCCCUGCAAAAUGGCGAACAUGGUGUUGGUCCACUGGCAUCAUAUUUCAAAGGCGAAGUUUUGCACGGACGAGACACGGAUAUUUUCACGUCGAAUAUGUACCUCGCCGAGGAUCGUAUCCUUUGCUUCGAACUCAUCGCGAAAGCCAACUCGAGCUGGAUUUUGAAAUACGUGAAAGGCGCCAUUGGAGAAACUGACGUGCCAGACGCUCUACCGGAGUUCAUCUCACAACGUCGUCGAUGGUUGAACGGUUCGUUCUUUGCAGCAACAUAUGCUAUCGCGCAUGUUGGCCAGGUCAUGCGAUCUGGGCAUAGUUUUGCGCGCAAGGUCACUUUCGUAGCAGAAACGGUCUACAACAUCAUCAACCUCAUAUUCGCGUGGUUCAGUAUUGGAAACUUCUAUUUGUUCUUCGCCGUCCUGACCACGUCGCUAGAAGACCCGUCAUUCGGUUUGAAGGGCAUCAAGUACUUCAACUCUCUCGUCCAAUAUAUAAUGGGCUCUCUUAUCGUGGCCUGCUUCCUCUUUUCGAUGGGCAACAAACCGGCAUCUUCAAAGAUGAAGUACAAGCUGACCUCAAUCAUCAUGAGCGUUCUUAUGCUCUACAUGAUUGCUGCGUCUAUCAAAUGUGCUCUGGAAGCUGCUAAGCAAGGCGGUGCUGCCAAUUCGGUCAUGCUCUUCAGCAUCCUGGUUACCUACGGCUUAUGGGCCUUCAGCAGUCUCCUGGCACUCGAUCCUUGGCACAUGUUCACAAGCUUCAUUCCAUAUAUGCUUCUUUCGCCAAUGUAUAUCAACAUAUUGAACAUCUAUGCUUUUUCUAAUUUGGACGAUAUUUCUUGGGGCACCAAGCAGGAUUCUAUGCCAGAAUCUGAUUUGGGCACUGUUAUUCAAGACAGUCAAUCACACGUCGACGUUGAGAUGCUCACAGAAGCAGCGGAUGUGAACAGCAUCUACGAAGAAUCCCUAGCAAACCUUCGAGACCGAGUGCCAGUCGACAAUGGCAAAGGCAAAGUCCCCCGUAGUGUAUCGGAGAGAGAAGCUGCCGCCAAAAGCUACUAUGCCAAUGUGCGAACAAAUGUGCUUCUGGCCUGGGUCUUGUCAAACGGUGUGUUGCUGGUUGGCAUCCUUGGUGGUAUGAAAGAGACGGACGCCUUCGGGCAGGAUGUGGGUAUGACCCGAGUGAAGGUGUACCUGGUAUUUAUUUUAGCAUUCACGGCUAUAACGAACUCAGUGCGGUUUGUUGGUUCAACGCUAUACCUUCUAGCUAGACUUAUCACUGGAUGA
Molecule: messenger RNA, 3117 nt
Organism: Cyclocybe aegerita
Lineage: Eukaryota; Fungi; Basidiomycota; Agaricomycetes; Agaricales; Hemipholiotaceae
Source: the annotation of a GenBank genome assembly